AUGUUUACUUUUAUUAUAAUUUUUCUGAUAAAUUUGAUAAUAAAUGUUUCCAAUCGAUCUUGCCAAACUAGCCACCUUACAGUCAAAGGUAUAAAAUACACUCUUAUUGCAUAUUUAACUACACCUAACUUAUAUUAAUGCUUAUUUUCCUAAUAUUUAUGUUAGAGAUUAGAAUCGGACUUCAAGGUACUAGGGAGGAUAGGAAAGGGUGGAUUCUCUAAGGUUUAUAAAGUGACCAACUUAUUGGAUAAGAACACUUAUGCUCUAAAAAAAAUCGAACUUAAAGCUAAGGAUAUCAAAGAUAGCCUUGAGAAGAAUAUCGAAAGAGCAUAAAGAGGUAAAGUAUUUUAAUCAUAAAGUUCCCCAGAAGCCAAAUACUUAGCCCGUCUAUCUCAUCCUAAAAUUAUUAGAUACUUCAAUUCUUGGGUUGAAGUUAUGCAAAACAAAUCAGAAUCAAAACUAAUUAGAAAGUAAGAGUAGGAUUAAAAUGAAUUUGAAAGAAAUAACUUUAGUUUUUGUGAUUCUCAAUCAAAUUCAAAGAAUGAUCUUGAAAAUUUGAUUAUGUUUAAAGAUGCUCAAAAUGAAUAAAUAAGCUAUUCAGAGUAAGAAAAUGAUAUCCAACCAAAAUCCAGAGUAAGUCGUCAGAAACAAAGUCACAAUACUUAAAGUAAGAAAUCAACAAGUCAAGAUGAGAAAAAAUUAGAGUUUGAUAAGAUCAUAUUCUAUAUCUAAACUGAAUUCUGUUAAGAAACACUUGAAAACUAUCUACAAAAAAGAAAUAAUGAAUUACUGAGACUCAAAAAAAAGAAGAUUGAAAAAUAUCAACUUAAACUUUAAAAUUACGAAAAAGAAGCUAAACUGAUAUUAGAAUAAAUUAUUAAAGGAUUAGACUAUUUACAUAAUGAAUGCAAACUAGUUCAUCGUGAUUUAAAACCAGGAAAUAUCUUUAUGAAUAGUCCAGAGGAUGUGAAAAUUGGAGAUUUCGGUCUAGUGACCAAAUUAAAACAAUUUUAUGAUUUCGAUGAUUAGGAUAAUGAUGAUGAUAUUUGCACCAAAAUGUAUGCAGCUCCAGAAUAAAUCACUUAAAAUAGAAAUAAAUCCUUCUAUGAUCAAAAAAGCGAUAUUUAUGCUUUGGGAUUAAUAAUAUUGUUAUUGUUUCAUCCAAUUUCUACUUCUAUGGAAAUGAUUAAAGUAAUUAAUGAUGCCAGAAAAGGCAUUUUGCCAUCGAUCCUCAGAGAUAAACAUAGCAAAAUAGCUGAAAUAAUAAUGGAAUGUUUAAAUAAUGAUCCUAAGCAAAGACCAAACAUUAAUGAAAUUACAUUUUAAGACUCGUCAAAAUCAUUGUCUUCAUCAAAGAAGAGCAGUAAUGAAUUUAACAGUGACACAACUGAUUAUUUUAUUAAAAAUAUUGGUAUAUGUUAAGUCAAAUUUGAAGAAGAGGAUGCCUAAGAGAAGUAUUUGAUUUUGAAUAGUAGAUAAAUUUAGAUUUUCAAAAACCAGAAAAGUUUAAAGGCUUAAAUGAUUUACAAUCUUAACGAAUGCAAUAUAUCUUAUAUUGAGAAUAGGAUUAUAAUCUAACACAGCUAACUAGAAAACUUCUCUUUCACAACUACGCAUAAUUAGUUAUAAGAUAUUUAUGAUCAAUUAUGUGAACUCACUUAAUCAUUCAAUUGA
Messenger RNA from Paramecium tetraurelia, 1674 nucleotides. RefSeq lists its product as uncharacterized. NCBI's taxonomy places the organism in Eukaryota, Ciliophora, Oligohymenophorea, Peniculida, Parameciidae. Gene Ontology annotation, biological process: protein phosphorylation. The transcript has 3 exons. The record is from RefSeq and is a predicted model, not a curated record. Gene Ontology annotation, molecular function: protein kinase activity; ATP binding.